Molecule: messenger RNA, 1469 nt
Organism: Bradysia coprophila
Lineage: Eukaryota; Metazoa; Arthropoda; Insecta; Diptera; Sciaridae
Biological process (GO): regulation of transcription by RNA polymerase II
Cellular component (GO): nucleoplasm
Molecular function (GO): RNA polymerase II cis-regulatory region sequence-specific DNA binding; DNA-binding transcription repressor activity, RNA polymerase II-specific
Source: RefSeq, a predicted model, not a curated record
ACAAUUUGUCAGUGUAAUAAAUUCGUUGCGUAGUCUUCCACGACAAUCGCUCGUUUCUGUGUGUUCUUCCAGUCGAUAAAAAUGUCCCGAAAAAUAUUUCUAAAUCGGACCCGAGCUAAAAUUAAUUCCGAUUCUUUGGAGGAAGAGGUACAACAAAAGUUUAUUGUGCAAGAUGACGAAGUCUUCAUAAAUCGACUGACAGAAUUGAAUGCUUUAUGGAGCGAUCUACUUGAGCAGAAGAAGUCUAUUUCUAAAUUGAGAGAGCAGCUGCAAUGCUCAGUAGGAAAUCAAUUAGGACUCGACGCAACGUUGGAUGCAAUAGAACAACAACUUCAGCAAGAGUUUGACAAAGUAUACGCGACCCUCAAGCCAAAGUUUUCGAAAAAUGUCGAAAUUGGACUGGCUGCAGCAGACAAUACAACGGCAGUUAGCGGUUCACCGCACAAACGUGCACGGCAAUGUGAUGAUGAAAGAAGCGAUGAAGAAAUUCUAAAAGUUUCGUCGGAUAAUGAACAGAAGCACGAACUACCAGUAGGAUUACCACGAGCAUCUGAACAUGCGAUGCAAUUGCACAGUUCACCACCAAAGAAGCAGGUUCGGCUCGAUCGGAAGGGAAAGAAUAGCGCUAGUGAAUCGAAUGGUUCCGAAUCCGAUGUUCACAUCAUUGAAGUGAAUCAGCCAAACAAUUCCAAGGAAUCGACUGCCAAAGUUGCACUGGAAUGUCAGCUGGCGGAAGAAACGUUUCCACAGCUAGCCAAUUUUAUGAAGCAAUCGGGUGAUACGUUGGAAAGGAGGAAGCGCCAGCCACUUUUCAUGCGGAAAAGAAGAGAUACCUUUCUUAAGAACACUCAGGAUGGUCGUAGCGAAUCGGCAACGCACUCCUGUGCAGAGUGUAGCAAAACAUUCCUUCUAAAGAGUAACCUGUCCCGACAUUUGGUAACGCACACUGGUGAAAAGCCAUACAAGUGUGAAGAAUGUGGUGCUGCUUUUACUCGAAAUACCAGUUUAACGAGGCAUCAAAGGGUCCAUUCUGCUCCGACGCGAUACGAAUGUCAAACCAUUCAUACCAAAAACCGAAAAAUUUAUUUAGAAGGUGCGAGGCCGUUCGAAUCUCACAGAAUUUCAGAUGAGAAUCCGUUUACGUGUGACGUCUGCAGUCGAUCAUUUCGGCAGAAGUUUAAUUUAUUGGAGCACAUGUACAUUCACAGCGGUCAAAAGCCGUAUGAGUGCAAAGUGUGUAAUAAUACCUUUCGUCAACGGUCCGCGUUACACACGCACCGCAAAGUCCACAGUGACGUAAGGGAGUAGCAAAUAUCCGUAUUUUUAAACGAUUCCAAAAUUUCGAACAAAUCAUCGAGCGACUAAGAGCAUCAUUGGAACGACGUGUACCUGAUGCUUUCUAUUUAAUUUUUUUGUUUUUGUUUAUUAGUCUUGUAAGAUCGUCGUCAACUUAGUUAAUUAAAUUUUGA